AGCUUACGGAAUAGGGGAAACCACUGGAUUUUGCACUGAAAAUGGAACCCUCCCCAUCUGGAAUUGCUCAGCAGUUUCCAAUAGUCCUCCUCCCAACACGCCUCUUCUCCACCCACUGAAAUAGAGAGAUAUAUGUUCCUCCGGAAAACUCCUGCCUUUGGUCUGGACGAUCCUCGCUUGUCAGAAUUCUUUGGAGGGAAGAGAGCAGGAAUAAACCACGUCCACCACCAUGGCAAAAUGUGGAGACUGUGGCCCCGGAUACAAAACCCCACUGGAUGCAAUGAAAGGGCCCCGGGAAGAGAUUGUCUACCUGCCUUGCAUCUACCGAAACACCGGGAUAAAAAAACCAGAUUAUUUGGCCACUGUGGACGUGGAUCCCAAAUCCUCAACUUACUGCCAAGUCAUCCACCGCUUGCCGAUGCCCAACGUUAGCGACGAGCUCCACCACUCCGGCUGGAACGCCUGCAGCAGCUGCUUCGGAGACACGACGAAGCAGCGCAACCAUCUCAUUCUUCCCAGCCUGAUCUCGUCCCGGGUCUAUGUGAUUGAUACAGGCACCAGCCUGCGAGCCCCCAGGAUCCAUAAGGUUAUCGAGCCCAUCGAUAUGUACUGGAAGUGCAACUUGGCCAAUCCUCACACCACGCAUUGCCUGGGCUCCGGUGAAAUCAUGAUCAGCACGAUGGCUGACCCUUCCGGCAAUGGAAAAGGGGGUUUUGUGCUGCUGGAUGGAAAGACCUUUGAGGUGAAGGGCAACUGGGAAAAGGGUUCCAAGGUCCCACCGUUCGGCUAUGAUUUCUGGUACCAACCGAGGCACAAUGUCUUGAUGAGCACUGAAUGGGGAGCGCCCAAGUGCUUCGUGAAUGGGUUUAACCCAGCAGAUUUGGAAAAAGGCUGCUAUGGUGGAAACAUCAACGUGUGGGACUGGACCACUCACGAAUUCAUCCAGACAAUCGACGUGGGGAAGAACUCCAUUCCGCUGGAAAUCCGAUUUCUUCACAACCCGGAUGCCGCCGAGGGGUACAUCGGCUGUGCCCUGAGCAGCGCUGUCCACCGUUUCUACAAGACCAAGGAAGGAACUUGGGCAGCAGAGAAGGUGAUCCAAAUUCCCAAUAAGAAGGUCGAAGGAUGGCUUCUGCCAGAAAUGCCAGGCCUCAUCACCGAUAUCCUGAUCUCCCUCGAUGACCGCUUCCUGUAUUUCAGUAACUGGCUCCAUGGAGACAUCCGCCAGUAUGACAUUUCCAACCGUCGGAAGCCCAAGCUGGUGGGACAGGUGUUCCUGGGAGGCAGCGUUGUCAAAGGGGGUCCCGUCAGAGUGACUGAAGACGCAGAACUGGACUGCCAGCCGGAUCCAUUCAUCAUCAAGGGCAAGAGAGUUCAAGGUGCACCACAGAUGAUCCAGCUGAGCCUGGAUGGAAAAAGGCUGUACGUCAGCACCUCCCUCUACAGCGGAUGGGAUAAGCAGUUCUACCCAGACAUGGUCAAGGAAGGCUCCGUCAUGUUACAAGUCGACGUGGACACCCAGAAAGGCGGCUUAAAAGUAAAUGAAAAGUUCUUAGUGGAUUUUGGGAAAGAGCCGGAGGGUCCCGCUCUCGCCCACGAGAUCCGUUAUCCGGGUGGCGACACCACCUCCGAUAUCUGGCUCUAACAAUCUCCCCGGCUUCGAGGGCACCGGAGUACACCAAACGUGGACUUUUCCUCUAACUCCAGCCAUUUAAAUUGAUGCAAGAGAAGCCUUUAACCACCCUGAGCUUUCUGUUCUUUCCGCUGCUUGGCACUUGAUCUCGCACUCCUAAUGAAGGCUUAAAAAUUAACCUAUCAUACCGA
Molecule: messenger RNA, 1824 nt
Organism: Python bivittatus (Burmese python)
Lineage: Eukaryota; Metazoa; Chordata; Lepidosauria; Squamata; Pythonidae
Gene: SELENBP1
Product: selenium binding protein 1
Molecular function (GO): protein binding; selenium binding
Source: RefSeq, a predicted model, not a curated record